Molecule: messenger RNA, 1903 nt
Organism: Phragmites australis (common reed)
Lineage: Eukaryota; Viridiplantae; Streptophyta; Magnoliopsida; Poales; Poaceae
Product: ADP,ATP carrier protein 1, mitochondrial-like
Exons: 4
Coding region: 379-1518 (379 amino acids)
Biological process (GO): mitochondrial ADP transmembrane transport; mitochondrial ATP transmembrane transport
Cellular component (GO): mitochondrial inner membrane
Molecular function (GO): ATP:ADP antiporter activity
Source: RefSeq, a predicted model, not a curated record
GACAUGAUAGGACAGGUUUAAAGGAUUGGCAAUGUUUUUUCCCCGUAUCCCAAGAAUGCGAAUCGGUUUGAUCCAUCCAGAAUUUGCACCUCAGUACCAAACCCUGAAACCCCAAGCCGGACCUUUUCCAUUCAUAUCGCGCCUCACACCGCACUCCCAAGUCCCAACCCGAGAGCCCAACGCCAUCUCUGUUCGCUGCGAACGCAAGCAGGGGCGACGCCGGCCGCGACGGCUCUCCGGCCGACGGCGGUGGCGGCGGGAACCCUGCUUCCGUUCCCUCUACUCCCUCCUCCCCCGGCCUUCGCUCUCUCCCUCGUGCCGCUUCCGUCUGCUUCGUGAGAAUUCCAAGGUUGCUUUUUUAUUUUCUGGCUUGUGAAAAUGGCGGAUGAACUACGUUCUCCAUCUGUGAUCCAGAGGGUUCAUGGACAGUCCGUGCUGUUGAGCAGAAUCUCUUAUUCUGCCAUGAAUAACCCUGUAUUCAACAAUGCACAUUCUUCUUUCAAUGUGCCCCUGAGGUCGUACCAUGGUAUGAACGCCACUGUUGGGCUCUCAUCUGUUAUGGCACCAUCCCCUGUUUUCGCUUCUGCCCCGAAAGAGAAAGGUUUUUCUGGAUUUAUGAUUGACUUUCUGAUGGGUGGAGUUUCUGCUGCUGUCUCCAAGACUGCUGCUGCUCCAAUUGAGCGUGUCAAGCUUUUAAUUCAGAACCAGGAUGAAAUGAUCAAGAGUGGUAGGCUUUCUGAACCCUACAAGGGUAUCGGUGACUGCUUUGCCCGGACGAUGAAAGAUGAGGGUGUCAUCGCACUAUGGAGAGGAAACACAGCUAAUGUCAUCCGCUACUUCCCCACACAGGCAUUGAACUUUGCCUUCAAGGACCACUUCAAGCGCAUGUUCAACUUUAAGAAGGACAAGGAUGGGUACUGGAAGUGGUUUGCUGGCAACCUGGCUUCUGGAGGAGCUGCUGGUGCUUGCUCUCUGUUCUUUGUUUAUUCUCUGGACUACGCCCGUACGCGUUUGGCUAAUGAUGCCAAAGCUGCGAAGAAGGGUGGUGGGAGGCAGUUCAAUGGACUUGUUGAUGUUUACCGCAAGACCCUCGCCAGUGAUGGUAUCCGCGGCCUCUACCGUGGAUUCAAUAUCUCCUGUGUGGGAAUCAUUGUAUACCGAGGUCUUUACUUUGGAAUGUACGACUCCCUCAAGCCAGUGCUUCUUGUUGGUUCCCUGCAGGAUAACUUCCUUGCCAGCUUCAUGCUCGGUUGGGGUAUUACCAUUGGUGCUGGUCUUGCCUCAUACCCAAUUGAUACUGUUCGCCGUCGCAUGAUGAUGACAUCUGGUGAGGCUGUCAAGUACAACAGCUCCUUGGAUGCUUUCAAGCAGAUUGUUGCAAAAGAGGGUACCAAGUCCCUCUUCAAGGGUGCUGGCGCGAACAUCCUCCGUGCUGUUGCUGGUGCUGGUGUCCUUGCUGGAUAUGACAAGCUCCAGGUGAUUGUCUUUGGCAAGAAAUACGGGUCUGGCGGUGGCUAAGAGUAGAUGAUGAUGAAUGAAAGACAUGAUAUUUUAAUUGGUGCCUUUGAAUAGCUUAGAUGGACCGUGUACACCAUUUCUAAAUUUAGCCCUCGCAGAGAUUUGUGACUAGUUUUUUAUGUGAUUUUGAAGCCGUGGCAUGUCUCUUUGUUGGAGAUAUGAAAUAAGCGACUGAGUUAGAAAUUGCAGACCUUAAUGCUUGGAGACAUGCUCUUCUCCAUUGCAAGUGUACCUGUGCUAUAAUUCUUGUAUCGGUCUCAUUUGACUUUUCUUGCGGAAACUGUUGUUUGGCCCUGAGUAAUGUUUUGUUUCCUUGGACGGUACACAAUGUGUAUGUCAUGGAGGAAUUAAAUCGAUAUUUUCUAUUUCAUUUUCUCAUCUGAUU